ACCACUGCUUUACAGUCAAUAUUUUUUGGGGGAAAAUACAUUUCUGCCUAUUCAUCACUUCUUUCCUUUUUGCAUUCUGGUUUAUGCCUUCACUGUUUUGCUGAGAAUGUCCAAUGGGCUUCCAAUAACCUUCUGAUGACCAGACCUAGAGCACGUUACAUCAAAUGGCCUUUCUAAAACUGUUCAAAUAAUUUACUAGUUCAUCCAGCUUGAAAAAAAGUUGUUUAAAGACAGUAACAUUCCAAGUUUUGUCCUUGAUUAAUUAAUUCUUUGAAAGUGUUCAAAACUAGGCCGAACAACCACUUGGUGGAGAUGUUGUAGAGAGAAUGGUCAGACUAAAAAAGCCCUCAAGCUCUGAACUUUAUAUUCCAGAUUAUUGUGAUUAUACUGAAUUUUUGAAAUCUAUGGUUGGAACCCAAAUGAAUAAAAAUUAACGUCUUAGGUAGAUAUUUUAUACACUUGGCCAAAAGUAUUCCAAAAGCAAAAUAUAUUUACAAGGUAGUAAAUUAAAAAAGUGAUAGGAGUAUUGAAGAAGCCAGCUAGCAAUUUCUGGAUCUAAGUAGUAAUAGAAAUUAAGAGUAAAAAUUGUUAGGAUAAACUGAUUUUAUCGAAUCAGCUCUGUGUUUAUAUGGACUUGACUAGAGAAAUAAAAACCAUUUUUAUAAUACCCUCAACGUGUCUUGUUUUAAACCAAAAGUACUUUUGUUGUAUUGUAUAAAAAUUUACUGUGUUCUCAUCAUGACAGAUAUACAGCAUACUGAAAAAAUCUCCAAGAAUGAAAUUGAUCCUAAUGUACCUCAAGAUGAGAAACAAAGUGAAAUCUCUAUAAGCAAAACCCUCUGCAUAGAAAAAGAAUUAAUUAGUCAAGGACAAACCUUGAAUGUUACUGACUUUAGAAAAGCAGCUACUACAGAAAUAAAAGACAAGGUGGGCUUGGAAAGAGACAAUGAAUCCACAGAAUUUAAAUCACCAAAUAAUUCUUUUUUAGGGGCAGAUACAUCAAUAGAAACAGACAGCAUACACCUAGAAAGAACUGAAGGAUUCGAUGUUCACCGUCCAGAUUUACAUCUGGAGGUUGAAAGUAACAGAAUAUCAUUUAACAGUGUCUUAAAUGAGAUGGCUCACAGUACAAAUCAUAAAAAAGAUAUUUCUGAACAACAGUUUAGAUUGCUUCCAGAGACUCAAGAAAAUGCUACAAAGAAGACAGUUACAAACAGUGACCAAGCCAAAAUAGAUUUGGAUUCAUCUCUGGAUGUAAAAAAGAAUCCUGUUCAGUGUCAAAGAUACAAUUUACAUGACUCAAGUAAUGUUAUAUUAGAUGAUAAACAGUGUAAAAUAGAACAAAUACAACUGGUAAAUAAUAAAAGUGAGUGCAGCACACUACCACUUAAACAAACUUCAGAUGUUCAGCAAAUCUGUAAGGAUACUUCAGAGAAGCCUGGACUAACUAUUCCCUAUGACAUUGCAGUUGAAUACCCCAUUUCAUCUGCAGUUUUCAGUGAUAAUCUUAAAGUAUUUCUUAAGAAUUCAGAUACAAAUGUUAAUAUGAUGCCUAUAUUGGUGAAACCAAACUCAAGCCCUGGGAAAAGCGCUGUAUGUAAAAAUCUGAAUGACUCACAAAGUUCAUUUAAAGACUGUUUGGGAGAUUCAGAAAACAGUAUGAACAUUUCUCAACUUCAAGUUAACAAUGAGAAUAUACAUACCUCACAAGCCAAAGAUAUGAAAACUGCUGUUCACAUGAAAACUUGCACAGAAAUGCAGUUUUCCAGUAAAGAGAGUCACAUUGAUGAGAAUCAGUUAACUGAAACUACAAAAAGUGACCUUUUCCUGUUUGUGGAUGUUAAUGAAAGACAGCAUACAUUGUUAAAUAAUACUGAGAAAACAGAGUCAUUAAAUGACAUCGUUUCAGGAAAAAUUUACAGUGAAGGACAGCUGGAAGAAUCAUGUUCAUUUCACAUAAAGCCAUCUGGAGAUUUAGUAAACAGAAGUGGAAAGUCAGCCUUUGAUCUUUCAACUUCAUAUAAAAAAACUGAGAAAACUCCAGUAUAUGUGAAUUUUUUAGACCCCAGUUCUUGGUCAAAAGUAAAUCAAAAUGAAAGUCAAACAGUGAGCGCUUCAACUUCUGGCAUUCCCUUGUUGCUGAACGAGAGACCAAUAGGCCCAUCAGAAAAUGAAAAGAUUGUUUCAAUGACACUUUGUAAAAAUGUCAGGAAGGAUAUUGGGCCAGGUAAGAAAACAAGCUUUAUGUUUACUUUAAAAAUUUAUUAUUUCUGUUUAGUAUUCUUGGUAAAAAUUCUACAGAUUAUGUUCAAAAUGAAAACAUGUUAGUAUUUAUUUUUUUCCUAAACCUAAAAUAUUCCCUAUAUAGUAAAAGUAAAGGCUUUAUUUAGAUGAAAAUGGAUUUUUCACCUAAAUCUGAACCAGUUUUGUCAACAUAUACUGAGGCAUAAUUGCAUUUUGGAAAUUAAAAAACAAACAAACCAAGGAACUGAAAAUAACAAAAACAACCACAGGUCCAGGCAACUAAUUUUAAAUUAGGAACUGCUACUUCAUCUGAGGUCUUUACUUUCUAGAGCAAAUGCAGAGAAGUUGAUAAGGCUUCUUCCAGUGCCCAUGUUUAUCCCUUACA
This is a messenger RNA of Myotis davidii, 2629 nucleotides long. RefSeq names its product coiled-coil domain containing 73 (gene CCDC73). NCBI's taxonomy places the organism in Eukaryota, Metazoa, Chordata, Mammalia, Chiroptera, Vespertilionidae. The record is from RefSeq and is a predicted model, not a curated record. The coding region runs from base 739 to 2328 and encodes 529 amino acids. The transcript has a single exon.